Molecule: messenger RNA, 1000 nt
Organism: Musa acuminata AAA Group (dessert banana)
Lineage: Eukaryota; Viridiplantae; Streptophyta; Magnoliopsida; Zingiberales; Musaceae
Exons: 1
Coding region: 187-783 (198 amino acids)
Source: RefSeq, a predicted model, not a curated record
AACAACACAAUUAUAUAUCAAGCUAUUCUUCUUUCGCUAUCAACAAAUUGGCCCGCUUCCACUGCCUGAGACACCCCUCGCACUUUCAACUUGUAUAUAAGCAGCCGUUGCCUGACGACCGUCAAUAUCCACUUCGGUCUCUUCUUUGAUCUCUCUACCUCUCCUUCUCAUUCCAUUCACUUCGUUAUGUCUAAUUGCAGUGAGCUCUCUCACCUCAGAUGUGAGAUAAAGGUUGAUAGACUGUCAAACUUCGAUCUUGAUCUCCCGGGCAACUUGAGCAUCAGAUACUUUGUGGUGGCAGGAACCGGGAGAAGAAUUCGCGUCGACACGCGUGAGGUCCCUGCGACAGGCAACCCGCGUUGGGAGGAGAUCGCCACCAUCGAGUGCCAGGGCGCCGCCGACCCCGUAGGUGAACUGCUCGAGCCGCACACGGUGGUGUUCGAGCUUCGUUGGAGGAGGAGGAGAAGGGGUAGAGCUUCGGUUCUUGGAGGGUUCGCGGGGUCGAAGCUCUUGGGAAGAGCUGAGGUGGCGUGGAAGGAGGUGGUGGCCUCGCCGGACAUGGCGUCGAAGAGAUGCGUCAGAUUUGCUGCUGUGAGUUCCGAGCUUUGCGGGCUUGAACCUCCGAGCCUGUCAGUGGAGAUGAAGGCCGAAGUCACAGAAGCACCGAAGACGCAGAAGAUUGGCCAGAGUUUGGCCAUGGAGGGACGUGGUUGCACGAGCUGUGAUUGGGAUGGAAGCGAGGAGGAGAUCUUUCUUGCUGCAGCAACACUCAAUGCUUGGUAGAUGUUCACACGCAGAGCUACCAUGAGUGCGGGACUCAGGCUUUCAGCUGACCGUCCGCUUUGCAUGCGCUCGAAGUCAUUCGUCAAACCUUGUCGCUUACACUAAUGUAGUGUUCUGGUAUUUAAUGUUCGUGCAUCGUUUGACUGGUGAGUUCCAUUGAAAUCCAUGCAAUUUCCACAUAAAAGUUGACCACUGUAUCCUUGGUCAAAAUAGCAAA